AUGACCGAAUAUCAACAUGAUCGACGAAUCAAAAAACAUAUGAAACGACAAAAGAACAAUUCAGAUAUAUCUCAAAUUGAAUCAUGUAGUAAUGAUUUGAUAGAAUUAACUAAAGAACAAGUAAAAGCUGCCUUAACAUCUCUUUUUAUAAUUCAAAAACAAAAUCGAACAGUUGGCUCUCGUAAACGGCGUCGAGAUAAAUCUCUUGAUCAAUCCUUAGAAACUCAAACUAAAAAGCAAAAACAAAUUUAUAGUAAUAUUAUAUUAUCAGAUAUAACUCAAGCCGAAACUAUUGUACUUGCUACAAGUGGUCUGAAUAAGAAACAAAUGAAACAAGUGAAAAAAUUCGUUUUAAUUUUUAAUUGCCAUCUAUUAUUAUUGGAUGAGAAAACAACGUUUAAUCAAUCAAUAACACAUUUAAUUACUGAUGAAAUCGAUACUAAUGAUUCACUUGUAUGUACAUUAACAAAAAAUGUUGUUUUCGCUAUUGUUCAACAUUGUUUUGUACUUUCUUAUCGUUGGAUUAUUGAAUGUUUACAACAAAAUUCAAUUGUUAAUGAAGAACAAUAUGAAAUCGAAGGUGAUAGUGUAUUUUCAACAAAACAUAAUGGUCCUCGUCGAUCACGUUUAUCGAAACGACCCUUAAUGCCAUUAAAUCAUUUUAUGAUGAUCAAAGGUGAUAGUAGACAUUUUUUAGAUUUUACAAAUUCAGAAUUAGGUGAUUUAGCGUGGUUAGCUGGCAGUAUUUAUAUAGAACAAAAUCGUUUUCCAAAUACAGUUUUUUCAAGACAAUGUUUUUUAUUAAUUGAAGAUACUGAUGUUAGAAAUAAAAAUAUGUUUCAUCGUUGUAUUGACAAAGGCUUAAAAUUUCUUCGAAGCGAAUGGCUAAUACGUUCAAUUGUUGAAUAUCGUAUGGCUAAUAUAGUGCAAUAUCAUUGUGAUCCAUUCGAUACUAUUGAUCGAUCGGAAUAA
Messenger RNA from Rotaria socialis, 972 nucleotides. NCBI's taxonomy places the organism in Eukaryota, Metazoa, Rotifera, Eurotatoria, Philodinida, Philodinidae. The record is from the annotation of a GenBank genome assembly.